This is a messenger RNA of Morone saxatilis (striped sea-bass), 1335 nucleotides long. RefSeq names its product ubiquitin-associated protein 1-like. The transcript has 7 exons. Gene Ontology annotation, cellular component: ESCRT I complex. The record is from RefSeq and is a predicted model, not a curated record. Gene Ontology annotation, molecular function: ubiquitin binding. The coding region runs from base 1 to 1263 and encodes 420 amino acids. Gene Ontology annotation, biological process: ubiquitin-dependent protein catabolic process via the multivesicular body sorting pathway. Lineage: Eukaryota; Metazoa; Chordata; Actinopteri; Moronidae.
AUGCCGUUCAUUGUUUCCAAAUACCUCAGCAUGUCCCUGAUCCCCCUUCAAGUCCACAUUGAAAGUCACAUGUCAUUCACUCCGUACACCUGUCGAUGCUUCAGAGAGCCGUGGACCUCAGAGAAACCUGAGCAAGGUUAUUUGUUGGUGCAUUUUUUGGUGAAAAUGAACCCUCUGGAGGAUGUCCCGUUUCAGACCCUACUGGGUCCACUGGAAGAGGAAGUGGAGCUUGUGGCAGCUCCAAACAUCGCUGAGCCAGACUGUCGUCAAAUACUACGAGACACUGAGUAUGGAUUCAACCUGGAGAAAUGGAUUUUAUCUCGGCAGCAGCCAGUCCGUCAGGCCCCCUCCUGCCCCCCCUACUGGCUGCUGUUCAGCAGCCCUCAAGAGAGUCGCAGGGCCGGUCGCAGGAACAGCGACACAUGGGCCUCGAGCCCGCGGCCCCGCAGUCACAGCCUGAACUCUGCAGACACUCGCUGCCUGCACCGUCGCACUGUCAAGUUCCUCGUUUCUGACUCUGAGGAUGAAGACGGUUACAAUGAGGACAAUGAAUCCUCCACUGAAGAUGCACCUCACCGCACCAAGAGCAGAGAGCGGCCCUGGAGCGCCGCACCCAAAGACCCAGGCCCCAGAGUCAAAGACCCCAGGCCCCAGGAGUCACAAACGACCCAGUCUCCAGAGUCAAAGACAUGCACCAUGGUCCUUCCACUCAGCACUGUAAGCCUGACUCACCUCGGAGCCUCAGAGGCCACAGAUGGUCUUUAUCUUCUCUCCAAGACUACAGACAAACUCUGCGAGUACUGGAGCAGCACCAGCCCCAGCAGGCCAGCCCCCUCCUCUUGGGGCAGAAGAACGGCCCUGAGGACAGGUGGCCCUCGUGGGGUUUUCUUCGAUUCAGCAGCAGAGUUGCUGUCAGCACUUAGCCAGGAAGAGAGGGAGCUGCUUGAAACCAUCACAGAGAGGGGAUACCCUUUACGCACUGCUAUUCUGGCUCUGCAGAAGACAGGCUACCACAGCCCAGAGAAGAUCCUAAAAUACCUGAUGGCCACUGACCGUCUGUGUAAGCUGGGUUAUGAUGAAGCACAGGUGGAGGAGGCAUUGGAGAUGUUUCAGAACUGUGAGAGCAAGGCUGCUGAGUUCCUAUGCCUUCUGACUCAGUUUAAUGAAAUGGGCUUCCAGCAAAGUGCAAUCAAAGAAGUUCUGCUUGUCCAUGAAAAUCACCGUGAGAGGGCUCUUGAAGAACUCAUGACACGCAUGGCUUAAACAUUUUCUCCCCCCAUUUCUAGUCUGCAUGGAGAAAUGGUUAUGUGAAAUGUAAUACUUAACAGAUACUGC